Molecule: messenger RNA, 2488 nt
Organism: Uloborus diversus
Lineage: Eukaryota; Metazoa; Arthropoda; Arachnida; Araneae; Uloboridae
Product: protein prickle-like
Exons: 10
Coding region: 181-2241 (686 amino acids)
Molecular function (GO): zinc ion binding
Source: RefSeq, a predicted model, not a curated record
AAGUGUCAACAAGAUGGGCAUUAACCUAUGUUUGUGAUUAUACUUGUUCAAUUUCGAUCGUACGUGAAAUCAGGAAAAUAAUACAAAAUUGUGUCUAACUAUGGAUGAUUUCCAUGCUUUUAUAACUUUGUCUUUGAAAUCUUUCGCUCUUGGAUAACAAAAUUUACGGAUGGUCCGUAGAUGAUGGAGAAGAAGAACCUGUUGAAGAAUGCCCCCUCGUCGAAGCACUGUCCGGGAUAUGUGCCCCACUUCUGGAGGAAGGUGUGCCGCCACUGCAGGUGCCCGCGCGAGGAGCACGAGGGCCCCAGUGGAGUCUCCAACAUGGCGGAGAGCGAACGCAUCGUGCACAAGAUGGCGGCCCACUUCGGGGCCGGGCCCCCCGUGGACAGGCCCGGCUCGCACUCGGACGACGACUCUGGCUGCGCCCUGGAGGAGUACACGUGGGUGCCACCAGGGCUCAAGCCUGAACAGGUGCACCUGUACUUCAGUGGAUUGCCCGAGGCUAAGGUACCGUAUGUGAACAGCGUGGGCGAGAGGUAUCGCAUCAAGCAGCUGCUGCACCAAUUGCCGCCCCACGACAACGAGGGGCGUUAUUGCAACGCCCUCAGCGAGGAGGAAGCGCGGGAACUGCGUCUCUUCUCCCAGCAGAGGAAAAAGGAGGCACUGGGCAGGGGUACACCACGACAACUGCUACAAGAUGGCCCCAUGCCUUGCAAAAACUGCGAGGAGUCCGUGUCCCGUGGCGACAUGGGCGUUUUCGCGUCCCGUGCUGGUGCCAGUUCCUGUUGGCACCCUGGUUGCUUCACCUGUUGUGUCUGCAAGGAACUGUUGGUGGACCUCAUCUACUUCUUUCGUGACGGCAAGUUGUACUGUGGGAGACACCACGCAGAAAGUUUGAAGCCUAGAUGCGCUGCUUGUGACGAGAUCAUCUUCGCCGACGAGUGCACCGAGGCCGAGGGUCGCGCCUGGCACAUGCGCCACUUCUGCUGCUUCGAGUGCGACCGGCAGCUGGGCGGGGAGCGUUACGUGAUGCGGGACGGCAGGCCCUUCUGCCUGCACUGCUUCGAUGCCACUUUCGCCGAGUACUGCGACUCCUGCGGCGAUCCCAUCGGCGUCGACCAGGGACAGAUGUCGCACGAGGGACAGCACUGGCACGCCACGGAGCACUGUUUCCGGUGCCACGCGUGCCAUACGCCACUCCUCGGGAGGCCCUUCCUGCCCAGGAAGGGACUCAUCUACUGCUCCGUCCACUGUAGCAAAGUUGGAGACCAACUCAACAGCUCAAACAAAAGGAACAAAGUCCCAGGUGGGACAUCCGAGUGUCGCACGUCUAGCCCAUUAUUAGUCCCGAGGAGUCCACUUGUUCCAUAUCGCAACGCACCUUCCAGUGAUCCUCUCAUACCGCAAAAUGUAUCUCAACUGGUUGAGGAGAAAAACAAGAGCUUAUUUAAGAAGGAUAAUUCAAUGUUGCCGAAAGAUAAUGCUUUGGCAGAGUGUGAUGAUAAAUCCUCCUUGAAUGGACGUUCUCGUGAUCCCAUUAAUAUGUCAGAUUUAACACUGGAUGCAUUGAUGUCCAAGUCGCCACAAGUCUUUGUUCAGGUUGUGGAAGAAAUUCAGGAACAGAGGCGAGAUCGCAGUCGUGUCCAUCACAGAAGAACAACAGCCCACUUCUCUAUGCCAGAUCUCACUAGAGACACAGGAUCGGCCACGCCCCCAGACAGCCCCCUCAAAGACACUGCUGAAGUGAACAGCAGUGGCACAGUGUCCUCCAAGAAGCUCAUUGUCCGCUUCAGCCCUUCGACAGCAAAGCUUCCCCCGUCCAGCGAGGAUGAAGAACAAAGGAACCUAUCCCAGAGGGUAGAACGUUCUUCGUCAUCAGGGAGCGAAGAAACUUUCACCAAGAGCAGCAACACUACUACGCCCAACAAGCGGAACUCUGCUGUCCUUCGGAGCAGGAGCUAUGGCGAUCGCUCAGAGCUUGAGUCCAGCUUCCAGAGGGCUCCCCGAGGAUCUGAAGACAGAUGUCAGGAUGACAGAUGCAGCACUUGUUCAAGUUCCAGCUCGGAAGAUGAUCCGUACGAACUUCCUCCUAGACGGGCAUACGGAGGGGUACGCAUAUCGUACGUCAGCAAUGAUGCUCUUGCUGUGGCCAGGCAAAGAUCUGGAACUUUGCAGUCUUCCGGAGCAAAGAGUUUGAGGAGAAGACGGAAACACGAUGACAAAAACUGCCUUGUCUCUUGAUACCUCUCUCUUUUUUCAUUCCAUCCAUUUCGCCAGUACAAAAGCAUGAUCAUGAGCUUCCACAAGAACAAUUGAAACUAGUGUAAUAUACAGGGUGCAGGUUGUUUAAUUCAUGGAGUAAGAUGUCCAACACUUUGCAUAAUUCAUAAUCAAUGUUAGCCAUUCAGAGAGAAACAGCAUGAGAGUUAUGCAGUUAUGGUAUUUUGAUUUGAAUACAUUAUUAACUAAAAAUGUGAAGAUUUAAAAA